Molecule: messenger RNA, 3079 nt
Organism: Ochotona curzoniae (black-lipped pika)
Lineage: Eukaryota; Metazoa; Chordata; Mammalia; Lagomorpha; Ochotonidae
Gene: SRP72
Product: signal recognition particle 72
Exons: 19
Coding region: 5-2020 (671 amino acids)
Biological process (GO): SRP-dependent cotranslational protein targeting to membrane
Cellular component (GO): signal recognition particle, endoplasmic reticulum targeting
Molecular function (GO): protein binding; ribosome binding; 7S RNA binding
Source: RefSeq, a predicted model, not a curated record
CAAGAUGGCGAGCGGUGGCAGCGGCGGGGUGUCGGUGUCUGCACUGUGGAGUGAGGUGAACCGCUAUGGCCAGAACGGCGACUUCACGCGCGCCCUCAAGACGGUCAACAAGAUCCUGCAGGUCAACAAGGACGAUGUGACAGCCCUGCACUGUAAAGUGGUGUGCCUAAUCCAGAACGGGAGUUUCAAGGAAGCCUUGAAUGUUAUCAACACCCACACCAAAGUGUUAGCCAACAGCCCGCUGUCCUUUGAGAAGGCGUACUGUGAGUACAGGCUACACCGCAUUGAGAAUGCGCUGAAGACCAUAGAGGGUGCCCAGCAGCAGACCGACAAGCUGAAGGAGCUGUACGGGCAAGUGUUAUAUCGCCUGGAACGCUACGAUGAGUGCUUGGCCGUGUACAGAGACCUGGUCCGAAACUCGCAAGAUGACUAUGACGAGGAGAGGAAGACAAACCUGUCAGCAGUUGUUGCGGCUCAGAGCAACUGGGAGAAGGUGGUCCCGGAGAACUUGGGCCUCCAGGAAGGCACACACGAGCUAUGCUACAACGCCGCGUGUGCGCUCAUCGGCCAGGGCCAGCUCAACCAGGCGAUGAAAAUCCUCCAGAAAGCUGAAGAUCUUUGCCGCCAUUCAUUUUCAGAAGACGCUGACGGGGCAGAGGAGGACCCUGAAGCCGAGCUGGCCAUCAUCCACGGCCAGAUGGCCUACAUCCUGCAGCUGCAGGGGCGCACGGAGGAGGCUCUGCAGCUUUACAACCAGAUCAUAAAACUGAAGCCGACAGAUGUGGGAUUACUGGCUGUAAUUGCGAAUAACAUCAUCACCAUCAACAAGGACCAGAAUGUCUUUGACUCCAAGAAGAAGGUGAAAUUAACCAACGCUGAAGGUGUGGAGUUUAAGCUUUCCAAGAAACAACUGCAGGCUAUCGAGUUCAACAAGGCUUUACUUGCGAUGUACACAAACCAGGCAGAGCAGUGCCGCAAAAUAUCUGCCAGCUUGCAGUCGCAGAGCCCUGAGCACCUGCUGCCCGUGUUGAUCCAGGCCGCCCAGCUCUGCCGCGAGAAGCAGCAUGGGAAGGCAAUAGAACUGCUGCAGGAAUUCUCAGAUCAACAUCCAGAAAACGCAGCUGAAAUUAAAUUGACCAUGGCACAGUUGAAAAUUUCCCAAGGUAAUAUUUCCAAAGCAUGUCUAAUAUUGAGAAGCAUAGAGAAGUUAAAGCAUAAACCAGGCAUGGUGUCUGCGUUAGUGACCAUGUACAGCCAUGAGGAAGAUAUUGACAGCGCCAUCGAGGUCUUCAGCCAAGCUAUCCAGUGGUAUCAGACCCAUCAGCCCAAAUCUCCUGCUCAUUUGUCCCUGAUCAGGGAAGCUGCAAACUUCAAACUCAAAUACGGGCGAAAGAAGGAGGCGAUCAGCGACCUGGAGCAGCUCUGGAAACAAAAUCCAAAAGACAUUCACACCCUGGCACAGCUUAUUUCUGCUUACUCCCUGGUAGAUCCAGAGAAAGCAAAGGCUCUCAGCGAACACCUGCCCUCAUCGGACAGCAUGUCUCUCAAGGUGGAUGUUGAGGCUCUGGAGAAUUCCCCUGGUGCCACGUACGUUCGGAAGAAGGGCGGCAAAGCUACUGGAGACAGUCAGCCGAAGGAGCAAGGACAGGGAGAUUUGAAAAAGAAGAAGAAGAAAAAGAAGGGAAAACUGCCCAAGAACUAUGACCCCAAAGUGACCCCAGAUCCAGAAAGGUGGCUGCCAAUGCGAGAACGCUCUUAUUACCGUGGAAGGAAGAAGGGCAAGAAGAAGGAUCAGAUUGGCAAGGGGACCCAGGGAGCCACUGCGUCAGCUGCGUCGGAACUGGAUGCCAGUAGACCUGUGAACAGCCCGCCCACCUCCCCGAGACCCGGCAGUGCAGCGGCGGUGUCCGGCUCCACGAGCAACAUCAUCCCGCCCCGACACCAGAAGCCUGCGGGAGCACCGGCAGCCAAGAAGAAGCAGCAGCAGAAAAAGAAGAAAGGCGGAAAAGGCGGCUGGUGAAGAGAGCGCUGGGUUUUCACACUGGUCUCAGAGACGCUGGGGAUGCAGUGAAGGACACGGCGGGAAGCGCCCAGCUCCCCCUCCAGCCCCGCGGUUUCAUGCCGUCGUUUCUUGGGCAUCAAACAGGAAACCAUGGUUUUGAGAUCCCCCUGGCCCUCCGGUGGAUGUCCCCCACCCCCAGGUUUGCACCGAUGAUGACUGAGAACGAUUGACGUCUGUCCGCUGCGGUGUCUUUCGCAUCCUUUAUCUGUGUGCUGAUUGGCUCUUUCGGGUUCACAAACAAGGCAUAUUAUGUAUGGUUUCCCAUGAUUCAGACAGAAGCUAUUUCAGCUAGAGUCAGAAGACACUUGUUCCCACUUUAAAUUAUGUCUUAGGAGGUCCUAGGGGACUGAAAUGAGAAUCUUCUGAGCAUUCCAAGUACCUGCUUAGAAAUACCAUGUGUUCAAGAGGGACCUAUUAAAACAUUGGUGUUCCUGACUUCAUCGAGUGGCCACAAGGAAUCAUUUUAGCCCUAGCUAUACAUCCUUUCAGAUGAUUCUAGAAUAGGAGCUCCUUUUUACGUAUGCAUUUGUAUGUACAUAUGGCUCCUUGGUGCCCCAUUGGGUUUUCAGAUUAUGUUAACGUGCUGGUGUAACAUCGUAGAAGACUGCAAGGAAGAUCAUCAGUGUUGCAAGAAGCUAACUCCUAGACCCCACGCUCUGAGCUGAAGUGGGUGAACCGUCUGUCCGAGGUGUGACUGCCCCCUCAGGAACACGGACAUGACCUCAUUGCGCUUGGAGGGAAGCGCUACCAGGCAGCGUCGGGAGCUCACAGACUGCUCCACUCCCUUUCCUGUUAGGGUUGUGUCCACUCGUGACCCUUUUGAAAGUAAUGAAGAAUUUGACGGUUGAUUUGUGGUCUAAGUGCUGCCUUGUUUACAAGCCACCUUCACGCUGAGCACACGGGAGCUGCCCCAGUGAGGGCUCUGUCCAGGCUGCCCAGGCCGUUCGGGACUUACCAGUGUUUCCUGUGACGAGAUGACUGUCCUUGUCAAUAAAGGUUGCUGUGUUUGACUCUGCA